AUGGAAAUUGAUUCCCCUCCUCUCGUGAUUCACAACGUCCACUUUAUCUGGGACGACCUCAAUACGCCAUACACAAUUACCAUUGAGAACGGCCUCAUCAGCGCCAUCUACCCCACCCCACCACCCCCUGCCCACGUCCCCUAUGCUACCAAUAUCAAUGGCAACCACGGGACCGUUCUACCUUCCUUCUGCCAGCCCCACAUCCACCUCGACAAUCCAUACCUCAUCCACCGCGGGCCACCUAUGGUCUGCGGAUCUUUCUGCGAGGCGCUGGAAUUGACAAAUUUCUCUAGGCAGGAGUACAUAGAGGAGGACUUGAUAGAGCGGGGACGACGGCUCAUUAUGGAGAAUGUCCAGGUUGGCGUGACGAGCAUGAGGUGCCAUGUCGAGGUGGAUGAGAUGGUGGGGUUGAAGUGCUUGGAGGCGGGAUUGAAACUAAAGAAGGAGUUUGGGGAUGAGGGUAGGGGUAUCUGUGACAUUCAGAUUGCAGUUUUUGCACAGGAAGCCGUGUUCAUCGGCGAAGACAAUGGCGUGGCCAUGCGGAAGCUGUUUUUCGAAGCGUGCGAGAGAGAAGGCGUGGAUGCGAUUGGAAGUACGCCGUAUGUAGAAACGACAGUUGCGCUGGCAAAGAAAAACAUCGACUGGAUCAUUGAUAUUGCCAUGCUCAACAAAAAGCAUCUCGACCUCCACCUCGACCAUAACCUCUCCCUCCGUAAUGAACCCCUUAUAUACCACCUCAUCCACACACUCAAAUCCCGCUCCUGGUCUACCAGCAUGCCCUCCCAUCUGCGCAUCACACUCGGCCACUGCACCCGCCUCUCCCUCUUCCCGCCCUACGAGCUACGCCAGCUCCACGAGCUCAUAUCGACCGACAACCUGCCUAUCCACUUUGUCGGUGUUCCGGCGGUCGAUCUGUAUUUCAUGGGCCGCGGCCCCACGGACGGGCCUGCUACGGGUGGUGGUGCGACAGAGAGAGGCACGCUACCGGUGAUUGACUGGAUUAGGAACUAUGAUUUUGAUGUUGCGCUGGGUGUGGGCAAUGUCGGGAAUGCGUUUACGCCGAUGGGUGGUGUGGAUCCGUUGGGGAUGGCGGCGUGGUUGGGAACUGUGUAUCAGGGUGGAAGUCAGGCGGAUUGUAGGGUGCUCUUGGAAUGUAUCACCACCCGCGCUAAAGAAGCAAUUGGUAUCAUGCAGAAUCAGUACAAGGACGAUGAUCGAAUGGCGAUCUCAGUGGGCGAUAAGGCGGACCUGGUGAUUGUGGGUCAGCGGAGUAGGGACAUGGGGGUUCAUGAAUUGUUUGUGGAGCCCGGGUAUGGCAGGAUUGUGAUUAAGGGAGGGAAGAUUGUUGCGAAGAGGGCGGUUGAGACUUGGAUUGCGUAG
Messenger RNA from Morchella importuna, 1380 nucleotides. RefSeq lists its product as uncharacterized. The transcript is spliced from 4 exons. Gene Ontology annotation, molecular function: hydrolase activity, acting on carbon-nitrogen (but not peptide) bonds, in cyclic amidines. NCBI's taxonomy places the organism in Eukaryota, Fungi, Ascomycota, Pezizomycetes, Pezizales, Morchellaceae. The record is from RefSeq and is a predicted model, not a curated record. Bases 1 to 1380 code for a protein of 459 amino acids.